AUGUAUCAAGCUUAUCAAAAGAUCAAUGCCUCGAUGCAUACUAUGUGGGGUCACAGUAAACCGGCAGAUUAUUUGAAGUUUCGUAGCUUUAUUUUUGGUACUGGACCUGGCAAGCGUCUCAACAAAAUGUUUCCAAACGGGGUAUUCUAUGAGGGCGUCAGUAAUGAAGCAUUGUAUUUCAGAGGCGAAUCUGGUGCCAAUGAUUCGAUGAUCCCGGUGGGAGAUAAUCUUCUAGAGAUCACCGCUCGAUUACCGCAAAAUGAAUUUACUGCGAUUUUACGUGACUUCCGUACAUAUCGCCCUAAGACUCAGCGUGAUUAUGUUGAAUCUGUCGAAGCACGUGCGACAGCUUAUCAAGUUAAACGAUUUGCUGAAGCGGAUCCUACUAGUUUAGCACUCUAUGUGCUCAAUGUUGAUCAAAUCCGUGAAUUCAGGGAUAGACAUUGGAAAUUUACCAAGUCUUAUAUCCUUGAGCAUACCACUUAUGGUAUUGCGACCGGUGGUUCGCCCAUUGCUACUUACCUACCUUCCAACCUCACCACUGUACUUAACGUACUUGGUGACGCUAGUAAGAUGUUGGGCAAUAAGCCAUUGGUUGACCAAGUUGACUUGCCUUCCGAAUAUCUUAUGGCAAUAGAUGAAUGUCGUGCCAAGGUAGGCCCACAAAAAGCUGCCUUGGACAAAGAAGUAGCAGCGAUUGUGGCACGACAGACUGCUAAAGAAUCAGGUCAUGAUCGAAACAUUACUUCUUUACUUGAAUCACAUCCCGAUGAGAAGAAAGGAUUACAACGUGGACCUGUUGGUUGCGACGGUGUGGGAUGA
Melampsora larici-populina 98AG31 is the source of this 822-nucleotide messenger RNA. RefSeq lists its product as uncharacterized. The transcript is spliced from 4 exons. Gene Ontology annotation, molecular function: metal ion binding; heme binding. The record is from RefSeq and is a predicted model, not a curated record. Lineage: Eukaryota; Fungi; Basidiomycota; Pucciniomycetes; Pucciniales; Melampsoraceae. Bases 1 to 822 code for a protein of 273 amino acids.